This is a messenger RNA of Penicillium taxi, 456 nucleotides long. RefSeq names its product MGMT family protein. Gene Ontology annotation, biological process: DNA repair. NCBI's taxonomy places the organism in Eukaryota, Fungi, Ascomycota, Eurotiomycetes, Eurotiales, Aspergillaceae. Bases 1 to 456 code for a protein of 151 amino acids. The record is from RefSeq and is a predicted model, not a curated record. The transcript has 2 exons. Gene Ontology annotation, molecular function: catalytic activity.
AUGGCUCGUACUGAAGAGGCUGAGUUCUGGGCUAUGGCCGUUUACAACGCCAUCCAAGAGAUUCCGCAUGGGAAAGUCACGUCCUACGGUCAUAUCGCCCUAUUACUGGGUGAACGUACGAAAGUCCAACCCGAAAGCGAGGCUAAACUAAUACUACAAUACACAGCGCAACGACCACGGCAGGUCGGAGCCUCUCUCAAGUCUCUUCCAUCUGAGGACUCCGGUCUCCAUUUCAAUGCAAGCUCCGUUCCGUGGCAGCGAGUUAUUAAUGCCAAGGGCAUGAUAUCUCACCGCGGGCCUGGGAGUGCGCAACGUCAGGCGGAUGCUUUGCGUUUAGAAGGUGUUGUUGUCGAAAAUGAUAGCAUGGGUGAAAUGUAUGUCGACUUUUCACGGUUUGGAUGGUUUCCAAAGAUGUUACCUAGUGAGGAGCAAGAGGACAGGGACAAGGUUACUUAA